Molecule: messenger RNA, 2969 nt
Organism: Brassica napus (rape)
Lineage: Eukaryota; Viridiplantae; Streptophyta; Magnoliopsida; Brassicales; Brassicaceae
Exons: 2
Coding region: 250-1527 (425 amino acids)
Source: RefSeq, a predicted model, not a curated record
UUAAAUAUUUAGCAUAUAAUUUUUGUUUUUGUUUAAUUUUUCACAGAUGGGAUCCGGGAAUUGUUGGUGAGGUUGGGCAAGGAAUUGAAUUUCAUCAUGGAAAGAAUAAGGGAAUCUUGAGGAGGGGAUCUUUAUCAAAUCUUCAGGGUUCUGAUGUGGGUCUGGGCGAACGGAUUCAAGGGGUUUUAAGGAAAUUAGGGAUAUGUGCGAGCUGGAUCUGGAUAUUACUAAUCAACACGAUGGAAUCGUAUGAUUAUACAGGGUCAGUUGCUGGGCAACAGUGGGGAUGUGAGGGAUGGAGAAGGCACGCGGAAAAGGAUGAAGAUUUCAGUGCCGCACUUUGACAACUCGGCUCUCAUCAAAACCUAUUACAAAACCUUGAUUGGCAGAUGCAUGAAUCCUCCAGAACAGGAAAUGAAGGCAUUGAUACAUAAUAUUCCAAAAAUAUGGAAACUGGAGGAUCGAGUGGUGGGGACAGAUUUGGGUUUUGGCAAAUUUCAGUUCGAUUUUGAGACAGAGGAAGAAAUUGAAACGGUGUUGAAACUGCAACCCUAUCACUUCGACUACUGGAUGCUUGCUCUGGCACGUUGGCAACUGAAGAAGACACAGCUCUUCCCAUCAGAAAUAACCUUUUGGGUUCGCGUUCUUGGCGUGCCGAUGGAGUUUAAGACGUCCCCUACCUUUGAAAGUAUUGGAGAUGCGCUUGGACGAACGGUCUCUGUGGACUUGGAUAAUUCUAGAGUCCAAGUGGUGGUGGAUGCUUUCCAACAAUUAUGUUUCGAGACCACAGUGGAUUUUAAAGGUGGAGAGUUUUAUGAGGGUGAGGAAGUUGCGAUAUCCUUGAGGUAUGAGAAGCUCUUUGGAUUCUGUCCAAUUUGUUCAAGCUUGUGCCAUAAGGAGGAGAAGUGCCCCCUUGCUAAGCCGGAGGUGAAGAUGAGUCCUGCGAGAAAGAGGGAGACGGGUGAGGGUAAUGGUGGAUGGUUUGAAGUCGGGAAGCAUGAUGAUAGAGCUAGGAGUUACAAAGGAGUGGUUAUUAAUGGAAAUCAGGGCCAUCAGCAUAGAGAGAGAGAUAACAGGGAUUACUAUGGAAAUGGAAAAGGCAAGGUUGUCGAAGAGAAUGAUUCUAAAUGGGUGAAGGUGGCCGAGAAAGGGAAUAAAGGAGCUCACAAUCGUGGAAACUAUAGAGGAGAUGGCGAUGGUUCUCGUCAGAGGAGUUCACGAAGAGAAGAAUCAAGGAUGACUGGUCAAGAUGGACGCUCGAAGGCGGCUGUAGGACACACAGGAGAUCAACGGUCUCAGCGUGGCUCACGUGUAGAGGCACAGGAGGAGGAUGCGAUAACGAAUGCUGAGGGGACUGAUAAGCAUUUACCUUCCCAAAAUUUUCAAGAGGAAUUGGCUCGAACUCAAGCGGCAGGAACAGAGGUUGUUUCGGACCCUAUGGAUGCGGAAAAUGGGCUCCAAGUGGUUCAGAGUUUGGUAGAAAACACUACUGCUCUGGAAGAGGACAGGGUAAAUGGAUAUGGAUGAGAUAAAAGCGGUUUUUCUUGAGCAUGGUAUCGACAUGGAUGCAGCAGAUGAUCUUCAGGAUGUUUCUGAUGGGGAAUUUGAGAAAGCAGUAUUGGAGUUAGAACAAGAGAAUGGUGAAAAUGUUCACGUAGAGGAAGAAUUGGCCACUGGUGACGAGGAGAAACUGACGGAGGAUGGAGAACUGGCGAAGAGACAAGGGACUCGUAAGAGGCUGUUCAAGACAACGAUAGGCACAGCUGCAAGUACUAAGCUGAGGAGUGCAAGUGCGAUGGUGUCUCCACGUAAAUGAGGUGCAAGCAAACCAGGAGCACGCCAUGGAGAAAUGGGUAAGCAAAUGGAGAUUAAGGGUACCUCAAACCCUAAGACGGGACCUCAGAAACCGUGAUUUUUAUGGAUCAAAUCUUCGAGUUAGAUUCGAGCAAGCAGGGCUUGACUUUUGUUUUCGGUUUUUACGUUUUCAUAAUCAGUUCUUUGAGUUUUUCGGUUUCAGUGUUGUUUGGAAAUAAGGGUAUUGCGGUUGUAGUGUGUUCCUUAUCCUUAUGGUUUUCAGUUAUGGUUAAUCAAUGGAAUAAUAUUUCUGUUUUGAUUCGAUGGCAAUUUGGUCUCUUGGAUUUAAAGGGUUUGGCACUAAUUUGGAUAUUUAUAUGUAUGGGAUGUUGGAAUGGGUUCGCAGAGAUGUUAAUGGGGAAACUAGCUCUCUGGUUGGUCUCAUUAAACCAAUCACAGAGAGCGGAUUUGCACAUAGAGAUCGUGUGUACGAUGGGUGGCAAAAUGGAGACGGGCGCUGUUAGGAGCUUCAUAGGUCAUAGUGUGAUCGAGAGGUUAACUAGAACUUUCAUUUUGAUAUUCUAUGUUCACGACCAUCAAAACUCAAGGAGCGGAGGUUGUUGGGAUGGGUUAUAUGGAUGGAGAAGGAAAGAAAGAUCAUGGUUUUCGAUUAUAGUAAGAAUUGUAGAUGAUUUGAGUGGUGGAAUUGGUUUGUAUGUGAUUAUAUCGAUGGAGCUUUGGUGGUAUAUAGGAAACGUGUUUACCUUUAUCGUUUGUAAUUCCAUAAUAUUGUGCAAACUUUUGGCAGGGUAUAAUAUAGAGAUUGUUUUAUUACUAAGGUUAUGUUUAGGGAUACAGAUUAAUUUGGAAUGGAGGUCAUGUGAGGUUACUGUACUGAUCAGUGCAAAGAUUGGUCUGGUUUUCAUCAUAUUGAUAGAAGCAAGGGCUCAGUUUUUUCUAUUGUUACAGGUUCGUUUAGUUUCUGUGUCUUUUGUAAAGGAAAAAAGUGGUAGGUAUGAGAAGAAUGUAUGGUCAAAAUUAUGUUGGAGCUCAAGGGAAUGGAUUGUGGAAUUAGGGUAUCAUUACACCCGUCGAUCUUGCUCUUCGGGGCAAAUGAAGAACAAAUUUUUUAAAUGCGAAUAUUAAGUUGGAAUUGCCAAGGAAUGGGUAGUAAG